AUGCGACCAUGUGAUCCUAAUUCAGCUUUUUUUGGAUUUAUGGGAAUUGCUGCAUCCUCCAUUUUUUCCAAUUUGGGGGCUGCCUUUGGUACGGCCAAAAGUGGAGUAGGGGUAUGUAGUGUGGGUGUUAUGAGGCCUGAUCUAAUUAUGAAAUCGAUAUUACCUGUAGUUAUGGCUGGUGUGCUUGGUAUUUAUGGAAUUAUUAUGUCUAUUCUUAUAUACGGAAGAAUGACUCCAGCUGCUGAGUACUCCACUUUUUUGGGAUACACACAUUUAUCAUCUGGGUUAAUAGUUGGAUUAAGUUCAUUAGCUGCCGGAUUAGCUAUUGGAAUUGUUGGUGAUGCAGGUGUAAGAGCCAAUGCGCAACAAAACAGACUGUUCAUUGGAAUGAUUUUAAUUCUUGUUUUUUCAGAAACCCUUGCAUUAUAUGGUUUAAUUAUCGGUAUUUACAUUUCCAUAUCAGAACCGACGAAGCUUUGCGCAUCAUAUGCAACACAAUAA
Messenger RNA from Plasmodium malariae, 501 nucleotides. Its product is annotated as V-type proton ATPase 16 kDa proteolipid subunit, putative. Lineage: Eukaryota; Apicomplexa; Aconoidasida; Haemosporida; Plasmodiidae. The record is from RefSeq and is a predicted model, not a curated record. Gene Ontology annotation, molecular function: proton-transporting ATPase activity, rotational mechanism. The transcript is spliced from 5 exons. Gene Ontology annotation, cellular component: proton-transporting V-type ATPase, V0 domain. Gene Ontology annotation, biological process: proton transmembrane transport. Bases 1 to 501 code for a protein of 166 amino acids.